This is a messenger RNA of Schistocerca americana (American grasshopper), 726 nucleotides long. RefSeq names its product coagulation factor IX-like. NCBI's taxonomy places the organism in Eukaryota, Metazoa, Arthropoda, Insecta, Orthoptera, Acrididae. Gene Ontology annotation, biological process: proteolysis. Gene Ontology annotation, molecular function: serine-type endopeptidase activity. The transcript is spliced from 5 exons. Bases 1 to 726 code for a protein of 241 amino acids. The record is from RefSeq and is a predicted model, not a curated record.
AUGAAGGCAAUCAUCGCAAAGCAGCAUAUGGAGCGCAGCCCAGCUGUCGAGGCGGAUCCAGGCCAGUUGCCCUGGCUCGCAUUGCUCGAGAUCCCGGAUCGAGUGUACUGCACUGGCACCAUCGUGUCACCCACGGCCAUUCUGUCAGCUGCACUUUGCCUGAAUGGUGCCAGAAAUCCGGGGCAUGGAGUGGCAUAUGCUGGUAAUGUCGAGUACACGACGCCUGUAGAUUUUGAACCUCCAACGCAAAAGCGGUCUAUAGUGGAGUAUCACUUGUAUGAUGAGAAUAAUCCCUUAAUCUACAAUUUUAUGUUGGUGAAAAUUGAUCCGAAGUGGACUUGGUCACGAAGUGUUCAACCGAUAGGCAUCAUUGAACAGGAAAGGCUGCCAAUGUAUUUCACACCGUACUGCAACGUGUCGGGCCUGGGGUACGGCAGCAGCCUGGGGGAGGACAGCAAGGUGGUGCGCUCGACCGACAUGUGGAUGGGCAACUGGCGAGUGUGCCUGAGCUCGGCCCAGGAGCACCGCAUGUGCACCUUCGACCAGGACUUGCGCGCGCCUUGUGUCGGCGACCUCGGCGGCUCCGUACUCUGCGACACCGAGCCCGAGGACAAAUUGUAUGGUAUAAUAUCAGAGGUUGGGUACAGCGGACUUGAGGAGCAGCCAGAUCAUUGCAAAAUUCCGGGUCGUGCCAGUGGUUUUCAGUUUGUUGGAUUUUAUGCGUGA